Haliotis rufescens (red abalone) is the source of this 714-nucleotide messenger RNA. RefSeq names its product vegetative cell wall protein gp1-like. The transcript has 3 exons. The record is from RefSeq and is a predicted model, not a curated record. NCBI's taxonomy places the organism in Eukaryota, Metazoa, Mollusca, Gastropoda, Lepetellida, Haliotidae. The coding region runs from base 1 to 714 and encodes 237 amino acids.
AUGAAGAUUCCAGGGCAGAGUGGCUCUCCAUCACCCCAUGCUUGCUUCCCCAAGAUUCCAGGGCAGAGUGGCUCUCCAGCACCCCAUGCUUGCUUCCCCAAGAUUCCAGGGCAGAGUGGCUCUCCAGCACCCCAUGCUUGCUUCCCCAAGAUUCCAGGGCAGAGUGGCUCUCCAUCACCCCAUGCUUGCUUCCCCAAGAUUCCAGGGCAGAGUGGCUCUCCAUCACCCCAUGCUUCUGUCCCCAAGAUUCCAGGGCAGAGUGACUCUCCAUCACCCCAUGCUUGCUUCCCCAAGAUUCCAGGGCAGAGUGGCUCUCCAGCACCCCAUGCUUGCUUCCCCAAGAUUCCAGGGCAGAGUGGCUCUCCAGCACCCCAUGCUUCUAUGCCCAAGAUUCCUGGGCAGAGUGACUCUCCAUCACCCCAUGCUUGCUUCCCCAAGAUUCCAGGGCAGAGUGGCUCUCCAUCACCCCAUGCUUCUGUCCCCAAGAUUCCAGGGCAGAGUGGCUCUCCAGCACCCCAUGCUUGCUUCCCCAAGAUUCCAGGGCAGAGUGGCUCUCCAUCACCCCAUGCUUCUAUGCCCAAGAUUCCAGGGCAGAGGCAGAGUGGCUCUCCAGCACCCCAUGCUUGUCUCCCCAAGAUUCCAGGGCAGAUAAGCUCUCCAGCACCCCAUGUUCAUCUCCCAAUAGGAUUCCAGGACAGAAUAGCUCCCCUGUAA